GUCUAGUUAGCGUGAUAUCAACAGUCACCACGUCCUCCCCUGUGUAAUGUGCGAGAUACAAGCGAGGGAUACUCAAGAUAUCAACACUGACAUUUGGCCCACUGUGUUCUAUAUAAUCAUUACAUGAUAUGACAUAGGGGCUAUUGUGAAAGUCUGUGUAAGCUCAUGUAAGGAGACGGCACAGUGGUAGAUCGUUGGGUGAUGUCGAAGCUACCAUUUCGUCAUGUCGAAUGACGGGACGUCUGCUGCCGGGCCGGGCGCCCGCCAUCUUGCUCGUGAAAGUCACCUGAUGAGGAGCAUCGUUAGGAACAUGGUGUCCAACAUGGAGGGCGUGCUGAACGAUUUGCAAGGCAUCAUGGGAGACAUUCAAUCGCUGGUGGUGCAGAUUGAUAGCGUGACGGAGAAGAUUGACAAGCAGUGCGGAACAGAGAGAAACGAGCAGACGUCUCCCCACCGAGUGCAGAAACCUCGGUGUCUUCACGGCUCUCCAGCCUUGGUGGCCAGCACUAACGAGUGCAAAGGAUCGCAAGUUGCAGCUAAACCAUCCAGACAACCAGGAUGUCACCAACAAGUGAACUCUUUAAAUGAUCCUUCCAUUGUGGACCAUCUCAUCAAGGGAGUCAACCACGUGUGCUUAGCAGAUAACCCUUCCUCGUGCAUUCGAACUAAAGUGAAUUGCAACCCUCGACCUAAAAGUAGUGAUGUGUACGCCAUUUUCGAUAAAAGCGACCUUAUUAAAAAAUUUGCAGGAUCCAGAAGCUUUCAGUGCUUCUCGCGGGGCAGUGGUGGUCUUGUGUCCUCACCGAGUGGUGGCAUAGCCAUUGUCCACCCAACUAUACACAAAAACAAGGAUGAAGACUGUGCCGUUCAAGAAGAGAUUUUCGAAAAAAUGAAAGCCAAACCUCAGUCUGGGCCUAGACCUCUUUCGCUAGGUCAGCACCCAGUUGUGCAUUGCUUGCCGAUUUUUGCACACAACAUUCCAAAGGCAGAACAAGAGAAGCGACAGCAGCAGAGAUACAACGAGUUUCAGGGCAGGCUGGAGAAGAAAGAUAAAAAUCACAGCGGCGGCGACCUUAAAAGGGUGUCACGAAUAAGACAUGCGGUGACGUCCGUUUACAAUAAGUCGUUCCAGGCUGUGACGCCUACGGAGCAGCUGUCCCCAGCGAGUCGCCCUAAAAACUUGAACAACGAGAUAAAACAAACUGCAAGAAAAAGCACUUUUGAAGAAGUUCAGACACACCGCACCACCAUCACACAGGAAAGGUUUGGCCAAUCUUUACCUGGGAGCCCAAAGUUAACUCGAUCUGUAUCAUGUUUACCCCAAGGGUCCAGUCCCAAUAGUCCUCAAUUGCAGCGUCCGUCAGUUAAAGCCAUUUAUUCCAAAAUCGAUGGAUCCACGCCAAGCACCUUUGGGAAAACUCCAGGGUCAGUCAGAGUUCAACAGCCAAGUCCGCACCAUUAUUAUCACAGUAUCGAGAGUGACCUUGAUUCAGAAGUGGCUAACGAAGGCCCCGGAACUCGGAGUAUGACGCCUGACAUCGACUGGUCUUAUCUUAAUUUAGUUGGAAAUGACAGAGAGCUGGCUCUUCCUUCGGGCAAGUGGAGAAAUUCGGACAAAACUAGUCACGUGAUAAAUCAAUCAGACAAUGAUGGCUAUGAAAUUCCCGUAGCUUCAAAGCCUCACCUGGUCGGUCAGCGGACAUUUCAGAUGCUGCAGACUAGCCCUGAUGUCUUGGCUCAACUUCCUAUGUUCCAAUUUCAGAACUCAAAGACAGAAGUGGAACGCAGUAGCGAAGAGCUGUCAGACGACCAAGUCAGCUUCGACAUAGUUCUGAGGAGCAGCUUGCUACAGCACAUCUUCUGUUCGGAGCUAAGUGACGGAGAAGAAGGAUUUUACUGCGGCUGCUAUGAAGCGGUCGUCGACUCAGUCUUGGAAAACCUCGCUGGAUACGAGACGCUUGAGGAGGCUUGCAAAGAUUUCGAAAAUGAAGCGAUAGCGUAUGAAUCCUACGUCAGUUUCGAUGACGAGUUUGAGGAAGACGACUGGGACAUGGGUUUGAGACCAGAGGACAAUGAAGAUUUCGACACCAAUUUGCCUUUAUUUCAUUCACAAAAUAUGUUUGAUUACGGUGAGUUCGCCAUUCUAGAUGAAAUCAACAAAAACAUUUCCGGUGGUGGCGCUUGUCAAAAUGAAAAAAAAAGCGACGCCCCAUUUUACUUUUAUUUGGAAGAAAGUGUGGAUAACAAUAUCAAAGCACCACCCUUUAAGAGAACUUCCGUCCCUCAAGAAGAUCUUUAUGACGAAAUGGAGCUCCCAAGCACUUCUGGUAAUUCCUUCACAGAUGACGACUGCUGCGCUAUUAAACCUCAGGUGCCUGAUUGUCACACAAAUUUUAUUUUGUGGCCCAAGUCGUUUGCCUCGGCUCCCGAGACGACAAACGAGAAAGAGAGUCUUUCUCAUGUAAUGACUGAGAGUCAGCUAACGUCUUCAGACGAUGCCUCCUGCCAGGCAGUGGGCAGUGGAUCUCCUAUGUCUUUUAGUUCACCGGAAGCUGCCUUUACUUCACCGGACACUGACCGGUUUGUUACUUCCUCUGAAGGUGAUGACCUCCUGACCUCGCAAGAAGAGGGCUACUUUCGUACCGGUGACCAAAUUCACAGCCCCCGAGACGACAACGCCAUAUCAAACUGUCAGCAAGCGAAAAUACGGCCUCAUGGAUUCCUCCAGUCCUUGUAUAUCUUCUGUCAAAAACGCGAGGACGAAGCGAGCCGAGAUUAUGAAAAGUCGAGGCUGAAAGAGAAUGCACAGGACAGCGCUGUUCAGAAGAUAGACAACAGUCGAGACAACGUUUCUGACACUGGCAGCUACACUGAGGACCUUGGCAGCUACAACCGUAACGUGAACACCUGGACAGCCUACACCAUGGUGCACAUGCAGGCUGAUGAUGUCUCGGACUGCGCUUCUGACAUUUUAAAUGACAAUAACGUGACAUCCUCUAUGACAGCUUCUUAUAUAGACGCUGACAACAUUGGAUCAGCAGCCGUUGUGGGAAGUAACCAGGCUGUGUCGUUUUAAGUAAACGUUUUUUUUUGUUUUUUUUUUUUCAUUGUAUUCGGUAUGAGUACAUUGUGUCUCUUAAUUGUUAGUUUCUGAGAUAUGUGACCAAAGCAAAUGUAUUAUUUAAGGUUUUCUAAAUUAGAAUAUUGUAGCCUACAAAUAUGUAAUUCUUAUCAAUUAUAAGUAAAUACUCUUUAGAAAAUAUUAUAGGUUUUUAUAUUAUAAUCGAAUAAAUCGACUACAUUUCUCACCUAAAAUGAUAAAUCCUAAAUUAUAUUUUAGACAAAGAGUUCAAAAUAAAUCCCAAUGGGUAGCAGACUUAGUGUUGAAUGUUUUUGUGACCCGGAUGUUAUUUAAUUGUUCAAAGAAAUCUAUUGGGACAACUCAAUUUACGAAAACAUUUUUUCCCCUUUUCUGUUCAUGUGUGUGUGUAGGAGUGUAUGAUUUCAACAAAGUCACGUGAUAUUGUUUUAAUGUCAAUUUCUCUAACGUUGAGAUUUAUAUUUGUUAUUAUAAUUAUAACUAUAGUCUCAAGGCAACUAGUAUAUGUAUAAGUUAAUCACAGCAUUCGCUACUUGAUCUGGGCAGCUACAAGCAUGGUUUCAUAUUCAUCCGCCAAAACAACGUCACAAUUCGGAGAUUUUCAAGAUAUACUACAAUAUGUCAAUUACGCUAAAGUGAACUUCAAAAUUUCCAACCAAAGAAAAGUUACAAAAGAAAAGAGCUUAAAAAAUAUUGAUUAUGCAGCACUUAAUAUGGGCGUCGGCGUCACUUAAUUCUAAAACACUUUCUUUAUUUUGUGCACCGGAUACACCAAAACACAUUGCUAUUUAUAGACCUUCCGCCAUAUCUGAAAUUCUCCAAUAGCGCCCGCCAUGUCAAUUCCUUUCGAGCCACAUACUCUACAAAGCUUCACUGAUGUCUAGAUUACGAAAUAAUUAACCAACAGUUUGUUUUUAUAUAUUCAGUCGAUGAAAUUGAGACAUUAGAGUGUUCCAGAAAUGUUUACAUAUUCACCCUGUGACAAUUUUAUUAUUAUAUGUUUAUUGUUGAAUCAAUACAACUGGCUGUAACGAAAAUGGAGCAGUUUAUAUAAAUAUGUAUGUUAAAUAACGAAAUAUUUCCUUCAUUUCUACAAACAGAAUUUAGAAGUCUGAGUACCAAAUGUUGUAAAUUAUAUUUGCUCACUCAAGGAUUCAAUGGUUAAUUUUAAUAUCACACCAGUUAGAAUUUUCUUUUGCCCUCCAAAUUAGAAUAGCAUCAAGAACAAUUCAAAUACAAGAUUUUCUAAUUUUAAAGCUUAUAUAUAUAUAGCUUCAGCCAUCAGUUUAUAACUCCCUCCUUAUGUAGUGACGGACAUUAAACAUUGGCAUAUCGAGGUUUGACUAUUUUGAUCUAUUAGGCCUACUUUGUAAAUGGAUCGGUUUUAUGUCAAUUGUUAUUGUAUAUGAUGACUUAAAACUAAAUGUAUGUCGCCUUCAACAACUUUCUAAAAGUGAGUCUGCCCAUGUGAAUGACAAUUCACGUGUAACUUUUUCCAACUUAACUAUUUGACGAAUUCUUUUAUUUCCAGCUCAUCAACCCAUUUUUUUUGUCGAUGACAUCAAAGGUCAUCAGACGUUUUCAACUGCAAGAUUUUAAAUUGCAAAUUAAAUUGAGGAAUUAACUGAUCAUUGAAUGAUUGGCACUUCAAAGUGUGUGUUCGUGUUGAUUCUGAUGUCAGAAUCGGAGGAUUUUAUUGCCAUGUCAUUGUCAUUUACAUUUCAAACAAAUAAACAAGAAUUUUGGAUAAAAUUA
Biomphalaria glabrata is the source of this 4855-nucleotide messenger RNA. RefSeq lists its product as uncharacterized. The record is from RefSeq and is a predicted model, not a curated record. NCBI's taxonomy places the organism in Eukaryota, Metazoa, Mollusca, Gastropoda, Planorbidae. Bases 224 to 3076 code for a protein of 950 amino acids. The transcript is spliced from 2 exons.